AUUGAAUUCGGUUGUAUUGUCAUUUAUAUAUUGUAUAGAGUUCAGUGUGCCCACCCUACUAAUAUGUAUAUGUAUAGUUGUGUAAGUGGUUUGUUGUAGCUUGGAGUUGAAUAUGUUUAAUGAAAUAUGCAAUACUGUUAUUGUUAUACAAAGUUGUUUAAUUUUGGUGAAUUUUGAAGAGAAUUUUUUUACAUUAAUUCAGAAUUGAUGCUAUAUAGUAUUCUUUGAAUAUGAGGAAUUUACCUUUAUAACUUAAAUAUGACUCACACUGGGUGAAGCUGAGAAAAUGACUAAUCUAACUGCACAAAGAUUAAACAGUUUUAUUAUGUACAACAAUGUUUUAGAAAGGUGAAAAAACUGAUAAGUGUUAAGCGAAAUAUAAGUUUGGAUUUUUUUUGUUAAGCUGAUGAGUGAAUCGGAAAUAAAGUGAAUUUCAAGUGGCUUUAAUAACUGAAAAGGCGAGAUGGAAAAAUUGAAAAUCUUUCGAUGUAUUCGGGUGAAUAUUCCCGGUGUUGCGGUACUAUUUCAACUUUUGCUGUGCGUAACAAUAGCAACCUCCACUAAACUGAGACACUCCAGGCAUUUGGAUGCGAAAUCUUAUCUUCUAAACGAAAAUGAUUUUAUGAUUGAGCAAGAGAGAAACCACAAUCAUAAACCUGUAUUUUCGAAUUGUUCAAAUUAUGCUCCUAUGGUGAAAGAAGAAGAACCAGCAGGGACUAUUGUCAUUAAAGUACAUGCCGAUGACCAAGAUCCACCUGAAGAAGGAGGAACUAUAUCAUACAGUUUUGUUACUGUAUCUGGUGAGAAAGUUAAAUUUGAAAUCAACAACAGAACUGGACUUAUUAGAACAACACAAAGUUUUGACAGAGAUGAACCAACACGUGAAAAAGAAGUAUAUCUGACAGUACUAGCUACAGAUAAUGGAAAACCACAACUCGAUGAUGUUUGUACAUUCAAAGUUACUAUCGAAGAUGUAAACGAUAAUCAUCCUUUUUUUGAUAAAGUGGAAUAUAUGGAAUCAGUUCCACAAGAUUUGCCUCUUGGCAGUGAAGUGAUGAGAGUUUCAGCCAUUGAUGUAGAUGACGGAAACAAUUCUGUUGUUCAUUACAGUUUAGUGUCCAAAAAGACUGAUGAUAGUGAUCCUUAUUUUAGAAUUGAUAUAAACACAGGAGUAAUUUUCUUAAAUAAAACAUUAGACAAAAACCCAGAUUAUAAAUUUAUUAUGGAAGCAACAGCUAUGGAUCAAGGUCAACCACCACGUUACAGUACAAUUGAUUUAAAUAUAAGAGUUGUCGAGUCACACAAGAAAGCUCCUUCUUUCGAUUUUAGAUCUUCAGAGCCUAUUAGUUUGCCAGAAAAUUUUUCUGAUUUUGAUCAAUGCAUUGCAACUUUGACUGCUACCUCAAACAUUGAUUACAGUCCAGAUGUGAUAUUUGACUUUGUUAUUGGAAGAGCAGAACAAACAAAUAAAGGAAAUACGUUCAGGUUGGAUUUACCGAAAUCAACAAACAAUACCGUUUGCAUAAAAUUAGCUCAUCAUUUGGAUUAUGAGACUGUCACCGAAUACACUUUACGUGUGAGAGUUCAAAAUAAAUAUCAAUUGGCUGCUGAAACCCUUGUCAGUAUUCAGGUACUUGAUGUUAAUGAUAACAUUCCAACGUUCCUGGAGCUAGAGAAAGGUAGUGUUUUAGAAAAUGAAAAACCCGGCGUAUCUGUAAUGCAAGUUCGAGCUAUAGAUGCUGAUGGAACUAAAGCACACAAUCAGAUUACAUAUGAACUUGACAACUUCAAAGAUUUAUUUGCAAUUGAUGAAAAAACUGGCAAUAUAACAACACUAGUGAGAUUUGAUAGAGAGAAAGAAGAUACAUAUAAUGUAAAAGUGAUUGCAAUUGAUAAUUCUCCCAGUGCUCUGUUUAAAACUGGAGAACACAAUAAAGGACAACAAGUUUUUCGUAUUGAAAUAGCAGAUAAAAAUGACAAUAGUCCACAUUUUACUCAUUCUCUAUAUGUUGCUAAAGGAGUUAUGGAAAAUGCAAACAUUAAUCAACGUGUAAUUGAAGUUGAAGCUAAAGAUGAAGAUACAGUUAGUCCUGUUAUUUAUAGUAUUAUUUCAGGCAAUACAAACAAUAGUUUCUAUAUCGAAAGUACUACCGGGAAAAUACGUGUUAAUCAGCCUUUAGAUUUUGAAAAAAUUACCGAAUAUGUUUUGACUGUUAAAGCUUUCGAUGGAUUAUUUAAUGACACAGCGCAAGUCAAAAUUUUUAUUAAUGAUGUAAAUGAUAAUUUACCAGUUUUCGAGAACUUUGACACCAAUCCAACAAUAGAAGAAGAAAAACUAAUUGACACAUGUAUUACGACUGUAGUUGCUUAUGAUCCUGACAUCAAGGACAGAAAUGCUGAUCAAAAUAUCACUUAUAAUAUUGUCAAAGUUGAACAGCAACCUCUGAUAGACAUCGACAAAUCAGGUUGUUUGAAAUUGAAAAAACCACUGGAUCGAGAUGCUCCCAAUGGGUAUCCAACAUGGACGGUUAUUGUUAUGGCUAGAGAUGAAAAUGGUUCGCCAACUUCUCUUCAGAAUCUUCAAAUGGUGAAUAUAACGCUAGAAGAUAUAAAUGACAAUGCACCAUUUCUUAAUAUGCCAUAUCCUGUUAUAUGGGAUGAAAAUAAAGUGGCUGGAAAAAUUAUCACAUUGGAGGCGCAGGAUUAUGAUGAUCCUAAAAAGAAUGGACCUCCAUUUUAUUUUGAAAUUGAUUAUUCUGCAGACGAGGAAAUUAAAGCGAAAUUUGCAAUUAAAGAUAAUAAUCUUUAUGCAUUGGUUAAAUUUGAUCGUGAAGAGAGAAAAAGUUAUGUUAUUCCUAUUUCAAUAACAGACAGUGGCACUCCUAGAAUGACUGGUAUUUCUUUGUUAACAGUCAUUAUUGGUGACGUAAAUGACAAUCCAAUGAGAAAUGGUAACAGCUCUAUAUUUGUUUAUAACUAUAAAGGUGAAGCUCCUGAUUCAGAAAUUGGUAGAGUCUACGUUGACGAUCCCGAUGAUUGGGAUUUACCAGACAAGAAAUUUUCAUGGGCAUCUUCACACGAUGGAUUUCAAUUAAAUCCUGAAACUGGAAUGAUUACUUUACUUUCGGGUACAACGAAUAAGUCGUUUAUUCUUAAAUUUCGCGUUAAAGAGCAAAGUAGCUAUUUCUUAGAUGGAUAUUCUGAAGUGACAGCCGAAGCGAUUGUUAAUGUUACUAUUAAAGAAAUUCCCGAAGAAGCUGUCGCCAAAUCUGGAUCCGUACGAUUUUAUGGAAUGAACGCUGAAGAAUUUGUAAUGCCUUUUGGUGAUUCAGGUUUUAGUAAGAAAAAUAUGUUUCAACAAAUUUUGGGAAAUAUAUUAAAUGUAUCGACGGACAAUGUGGAUGUAUUUACGGUACUUCAUUCACCACAUCAUAAUAAUAAAUCUUUAUUAGACGUCCGAUUCUCUGCUCACGGAAGUCCUUAUUAUGCGCCAGAGAAAUUAAAUACUAUAUUAGCUGAACAUGCUAUUGAAAUUGAACGAAAAUUAGAAACAAAUAUUUUAUUAAUAAAUGUUGACGAAUGCCUUCAAGAAAAACUUCACUGUAACAAUUCCUGUCGAAGUUUUCUUAAUGUUAGUUCAGUGCCUUCAACUGUUUUUACAAACACGAGCUCGUUUGUUGGUGUUCGAGCUGUUGUUGAUCCUCAGUGUAUUUGUCACGUGGCAGAACCAAUUGUUUGCUUAAACGAUGGAAUUGCAGUUGGUGAAAAAUGUAAGUGUCCUGCAGGAUUCGAAGGAGCAAGAUGCGAGUUAUUGGCUAUUGGAUUUCAUGGUGACGGUUGGGCUGUUAUGCCAUCACCUGGACAAGCUUGUGAUGAUUCACAUUUAGGUUUGGAAAUAACUCCUCAUACAGAGAAUGGAUUGAUUUUCUAUUUUGGCCCAGUAUUUUAUUCUUCGAAAUUAGGAAUUCAAGACUUUAUGGCUUUGGAAAUUGAAAAUGGAUACGCGGUUUUGUACGUUGAUUAUGGUACAGGCACAGUUAAAUUAGAUCAAAAACAAAUUAAGUUAACUGACGGUAAAAGUCAUAGAAUAGAUGUUUAUCUAACCAAAAAUGCAAUUGAAAUGAAGAUCGAUAAUUGUGGAAUAUCAGCUUGUAUGGGUCUUACUGCUCCGCAAGGUUUAAAUGAAUUCUUAAAUGUAAACGGACCUAUGCAAGUUGGAGGCACACUUUCAAACCUAGCUUAUUUAUCCAACAAUUUGGGUUGGAAUUAUACUCCAACAGAAAAGGGAUUUGUAGGAUGUAUUCGAAAUAUGACAUUCAACGGAAAUACAUACAAUUUAGGAAUGCCGUCCAUGGCCAAAAACGCAGAUUCUGGAUGCAAUCAUGGAAUGGCAAAAGCUGUUUCUUUUGGAAUAGAUAGAAACUUUUUGGUAGCUAUUUGUGUUUGUGCGGUUACAUUGUUUAUCCUUCUUUUGGCUGUAGUUGUUCAUAAAAAACGAACGGAUGAUUUAUAUAAAGACAUGGAUGAUAUAAGAGAGAAUAUAAUUAAUUAUGACGAUGAAGGAGGUGGUGAAGUAGAUACGGGCUAUGAUCUAAAUGUUCUUAGAGCUAUGUACGAUCCUUCUCUGGAUUCGAAAAUUACACCUUUGGGACUACAAACAAGAGGACAAAACGAAGUGCCUGAUAUUUGUGGUUUUCUUGAUGUACGAAAAGAGAGUUGUGAUAAAGAUCCUGACAUUAACCCAUUUGAUGAUGUUAGACAUUACGCUUAUGAAGGUGGAGGCAAUUCAGAUGGAUCAUUGUCAUCAUUAGCUUCGUGCACUGAUGAUGGAGAUUUAAAGUUCAAUUAUCUUUCAAACUUUGGACCAAGGUUUAGAAAAUUAGCUGAUAUGUAUGGAGAGGAAUCCAGUGAUGAAGAAAGUGAAGGUGUCUGCGAACGCGAAAGUGAAAGUUGGUGUUAAAAGAAGUGAAUUGAUUUAGAAGCAUAUUUUAGAUGAUCUGCAUCAAGUUAUUGCUUGAAAAUACAGAGAAAAAAGAUUUUUCUAAACAAUUAAUUUUUAAAUUAGAAAAAAGAAAAAAAUCUUUCUUUGAGCUGCAAUUCAAAUAAGAAUUAUUUUUAGAAAAAAAAAAAAUAAUUGACAUAUAGUUUAUAAAAUAAUAAAUAUAUUAUUUUAUUAUAAGAAUUUUUUCAAGCACUAACUAAAUGACAUAGUGCGCCUUAAAAUAUUAUUUUAAUAUUCUUUGCUUCCACGCGGAAAAAAUCUUCGCCCAAGAUUUUUUCAUGUCAUACAAUUUCAACUGUUGUCGAGUCGGCGUCGUCUUAUAAGUAGUAAAAACGAAUAUAUAUUUUUCGUCUUUAUGUACUUAAAGUAAAUAUAUAUAUACUAUAAUUUUUUUUUCCAUGGCGAAGAACGCAUUUCCUUCGAUUUCGAAUUCUCUAAUUCUACGACACGCCAAAGAAUCGAAACAGGAAAAUGUGAUAUUAAAUAUUUGAUGUAAUAUACAUUCCCAUUGUGCUGAAUGAAUAGCAAACGUUUUAAAAUGUUAAAUAAUAAAUAUUUUAGGUUUUAUACUAAAGCCUUAAACAUUGAUCAAAUACAGGGUGUAAAAUUUACAUAUGAAACUAUUAUAAGUUAAAAAAAAAAUUCUAAUCAAAUAUAUCGUGAACAGAAACAAUAAGUAUUAAAUAGAGGUAUUUAAAAUUGAUUAAAUCAUCGUUAAAUGAUCUAUUAUAUGAAUACAUUUUUUUAAAUGAAGUGUGACUGAUUAUUGUUAAAAAAAAAUUUAUUAACAGAGAAAUUCUGUACAUAAAUUUAAAAAAUUUUUUGAAAACUUGUACGAUUUUUAUAUCAAAGGAUCACAUAUUCUUUGUAAGUCUGCGGAAAGUGUGUCUUCCGUCCAAACAUAAUUAUUCUUUUACAUUCUCAUUAGUUAUUACUGAAAAUAGUUUCUAAUUAAAUGAACUAUUUACACCAUAAAUAACUGUAUAUUAUCUUUUUAGAUUUAAUUUUUUUUAUUUUAACCCUACAAAACUUGCUUGAUGAUAAUUUUUUACUUUUUUUUUGAAAGGAGUAAAUUUUAAAAAUUUUGAAAAAUAAAGAUUAUUAAAAGGAUUCUCCCCAUUAAAAUAUUUUUUAGUAUUUUAAACAAAGGUGGAAUAUAAAGGCAAGUUUUGGAGGGUUAAUUAAAGAAGUAUGUAAUUUUAUAGGUUUACAAGUAUAUAGGUAUAUAUAUGUGACGCGACGCAAAGAAAGGUACCUAAGAAGGCAAAAAUCGAUUUUCGGAUUAUGAUUGUUUUCGAUAAACUAAAGAUUGCUUUUCAAUUAUCUGAAGUCAAAAUUAAUUUUUAUCUAAUACUUUUCUUGUAAUAACGAUUUAAAGAUGAACAAUUCGUGCUAAGAGUUGAUUCUCUUUUUCCUCACGCACACAUAUCUACGCUCCCCUCUCACUGUAACCAUGCGCCACUUGAAGUUCGGGUCGGUAUUCGUGAUUUAGAGAGAGAUGCGCUGACUACACCGUUCUCUCUCACUACGAAAGCACGUGAACGAGGUGCAUCUCUCUUUACUUGCCGAAGACGGCCGAAUACACAGACGCUAACUCGAAUUAGUAGUGGGAAACGAGAGAGAGUAAGAGAUAUCGGAAAUUCUGCGCCGCGUUCUAGCUUGUUCUUUUCCCUCUCCUGUAAAAUUGCCGUUUGGCUUCUUAGGUACCUUUCUUCGCGUCGCGUCACAUAUACAUACAAAAAUUGUAAAUUUUACGAAAACAAUUUUCAAGUUCAUAGUUAUCGUAAGAAACUGCAUUGUAUUUAUACAUUUAUUAAUAUUAAUUAAGCAGCUAUAGUGUCAUUUCGAUUAAGGGGUUACAUCACUCGAAAAUUCGAAAUUUCUAAUGCUUGAAUGGUGCUUUAAAGCCUUAAAAAUAAGAAUAUUAAUUUAACAUCAAUGUGAAUGACACAUCAUUUUACGAGGAAAAUAUAUUUUGUAUAAAGUUUUUUGCGUUUUAACAUUCCGAUAUGAAGCAGCUAAUUUUUUUUUUUUUUAGAAAUAAUACUAAAAAUGUUAGUUUUAUAUCAUGAGACAUUUAUUGUUAGAUAUAAAUAGCCGAAAGGCAAUAUAAUUUACAUUUAUUUUUUAAAUGAAUUAUAAAAAGAAAAAAAAACAUUAUUUUUGAACGCUUUGAGUGAUGUUACGUCUUAAAAUUGUAGAACAAUGUAAGAAGAAAUUUAUCUAAUUUAUUACGUAGAUACAGCCACAAAUGAUUGUAAAAGUCCCAGGAUAAUUUUAUUUCAGUAUCAUCGUUAAUUGUAAAAUAUUUUAUGUGCCACUGCCGAAUUUUUUUUUACUUUUAUAUAAUUUAACUUUUAUAUUUUUUGUUUAAAACAAUUUAAUAUUCUUUUUUUAUGGAUAAAUUAUACUUUCUUUUGAUACAAAACUGAAUUUACAAAAAAGCAUGUUAAAAAAAUGUUUUUUUUUAUUUUGUGAUACAAAAAAAAAUAUUUUCUUCUAUUAUAAAAUAAGGAAAGGUGAGGGUUUUUUUUAAUGAGAUUUUUUAUAAUAGACUUUGAUUUAGUCUUUCAGUAUGUUUUUGUAUGCAUUUCAAUACAAUUUUUUGUAUUUACGCGCAAAUGGGACUUUUACAGAUUAUUUGAAACGAAGAUUUUGUCGUGCCUUUUACAGAUAAAAUAUUUUUAGCGCAUAAAACUUAUAUCAAAUUUAUAAAUUGUUUAUAAACCAUUUAUAAGAUAGUGGAGAAAGUUCAAAGAACUUGGUUCACUUUUUAAUUAUGUACGACUGUUGACCGAUUUUCAACAAUCAUACACCAAAUCACCAUGUAUUUUAUAGUAAUACCGUUUAAAGAUUUUAUGAGAAAAUAAAUUUAAAAAAAUAGA
Leptopilina boulardi is the source of this 7887-nucleotide messenger RNA. RefSeq names its product DE-cadherin (gene shg). Gene Ontology annotation, biological process: calcium-dependent cell-cell adhesion; cell-cell junction assembly; multicellular organism development. The transcript is spliced from 15 exons. Lineage: Eukaryota; Metazoa; Arthropoda; Insecta; Hymenoptera; Figitidae. The coding region runs from base 464 to 4960 and encodes 1498 amino acids. Gene Ontology annotation, molecular function: cadherin binding; calcium ion binding. The record is from RefSeq and is a predicted model, not a curated record. Gene Ontology annotation, cellular component: adherens junction; catenin complex; plasma membrane.